Aethalodelphis obliquidens (Pacific white-sided dolphin) is the source of this 2193-nucleotide messenger RNA. It is a transcript of the gene ZNF331, whose product is annotated as zinc finger protein 331. Gene Ontology annotation, cellular component: nucleus. Gene Ontology annotation, molecular function: RNA polymerase II transcription regulatory region sequence-specific DNA binding; DNA-binding transcription factor activity, RNA polymerase II-specific. Bases 16 to 1689 code for a protein of 557 amino acids. The record is from RefSeq and is a predicted model, not a curated record. Lineage: Eukaryota; Metazoa; Chordata; Mammalia; Artiodactyla; Delphinidae. The transcript has 5 exons. Gene Ontology annotation, biological process: regulation of transcription by RNA polymerase II.
GUUGCAUGCUGGGAGAUGCGCUUUCUGCCAGAAGGAUUUUUAUUGAAGCUUUGGUUUGCCGGUGACCCUGUCCGGAGGCCAGCUGUCCUCCAGAAAAAGCAUCCCAAGGAGAAAGAAUCAUCAUCAUCACAGAUCUUGAAAUCAAGAUCUGGCUUCUCUGGAUUUUGUGUCUUCAGUAAAGGAGACCCCAAGAGGACCGAUCAGGUCUUGAAUUCUAAAACCAUGGCCCACGGUUUGGUGACAUUCUCCGAUGUAGCCAUAGACUUCUCUCAGGAGGAGUGGGCAUGUCUGGACUCUACGCAGAGAGACCUGUACUGGGACGUGAUGUUGGAGAACUACAGUAACUUGGUCUCGCUGGAUUUGGAAUCACCAUAUGAGACCAAGAGUCUACCUACACAGAAGGGCACUUAUGAGAUAAAUUUUUCCAAACAGAACUCAAAUAGAAAAAGUAAAUCCCUUGGCCUUGACUGGAUGUGUGAAGGUGAGUUUGAAGGACCACAGGCCCCACAAGAGGGAUGUAUCAAUCAAAUCAACUGUGGGCAAACGCCCACUUGCAGAGAAAAUACCUCUGUCCGACCACAUCAGAGACUUCAUAACAGGGAAAAUUCCUAUGAAUGUAAGGAAUGUGGGAAGGCCUUUAGCCGAGGCUAUCAACUUACUCAACAUCAGAAAAUUCACACUGGUGAGAAACCCUACGAAUGUAAAGAAUGUAAAAAGGCCUUCCGUUGGGGUAAUCAACUUACUCAACAUCAAAAAAUUCACACUGGUGAGAAACCUUAUGAAUGUAAGGACUGCGGGAAGGCGUUUCGGUGGGGUUCAAGCCUCGUUAUUCAUAAGAGAAUUCAUACGGGUGAGAAGCCCUAUGAAUGUAAAGACUGUGGGAAGGCCUUCAGACGCGGUGAUGAGCUCACUCAGCAUCAGAGGUUUCACACCGGUGAGAAAGACUAUGAAUGCAAAGACUGUGGGAAGACCUUUAGCCGCGUGUAUAAACUAAUUCAGCAUAAGAGAAUCCACAGUGGUGAAAAACCCUACGAAUGUAAAGACUGUGGGAAGGCCUUCAUUUGUGGUUCCAGCCUCGUUCAACAUAAGAGAAUUCACACCGGUGAGAAGCCCUAUGAGUGCCAAGAAUGUGGGAAGGCCUUUACUCGCGUCAAUUAUCUCACUCAGCAUCAGAAAAUUCACACUGGCGAGAAACCUCAUGAGUGUAAGGAAUGUGGGAAGGCCUUCCGCUGGGGUUCGAGUCUCGUGAAACACGAGAGAAUUCAUACGGGAGAGAAGCCAUAUAAAUGUACAGAAUGUGGGAAGGCCUUUAACUGUGGCUAUCACCUUACUCAGCAUGAGAGAAUCCACACUGGUGAAACGCCUUACAAAUGUAAGGAAUGUGGAAAGGCCUUUAUUUAUGGGUCAAGCCUUGUCAAACAUGAGCGAAUUCAUACAGGGGAGAAACCCUACGAGUGUAAAGAAUGUGGGAAGGCCUUCAGUCACGGCCAUCAACUUAUACAGCAUCAGAAAAUUCAUACUGGUGAGAAACCCUCUGAGUGUAAGGAAUGUGGAAAGGCAUGUAAACGUAUAGACCAUCCUCCAGAACAUCAGAGAAUUCAUGCUGUUGAGAAACCUUUUGGGUACAAAGAGCACACAGAGGCCUCUAUUCAACAUUCAUUUCUUCCACGACAAGAGGAAAAUCCAUGAUAAGACUUAACGCAAGAAAGCCUUCACUGGUCCCUCUUCUGCUUAUAGAAUAUCAGAAGUCAUAUGAGAGGUGAAUUUGGAGUAUUGGAGAAAUCACUUUUUCUCAUCGAUCACAACAUACUCAGUUGUAGACUAUUUUCUACUGGAUAGGUUAGUUUCCUGAAUGCGUAGAAACCUUCCAAUACCAUUUCAUCUCUGUCGUAUUUCAGAUUUGUUCUAAGGUAAAACUCUGCUAAUGGAGCAUAUGUGGGAGAGCUUUUCUCGUGGUACAUACCACUACCUGUUUCCAUCACCAUCCCACCUCUUUACUCCCUGUGAGGCACUGAGAAAACUAGCUAUCACUCUCUGUGCAUUAUCUGUGAAAUGGCGAUAAUCACACCUACCUAAUACUGCUGUUGUGGUGAUUAAAUGAGUUUGGUACAUGUAAGCUCCUUGAACGUGUAUCUGAAAUGUUGUGUGAGCUCAAUAAAUAUUAGCUGUUUUUGUUGUUCUCAUUACCAUUAA